Messenger RNA from Caenorhabditis angaria, 2238 nucleotides. Lineage: Eukaryota; Metazoa; Nematoda; Chromadorea; Rhabditida; Rhabditidae. The record is from the annotation of a GenBank genome assembly.
AUGAUUGGAGAUGUUCAGCAGAUUUUACGCGGUGGAAAUGCUGAAAAAAAUGAAAAAGAUAUUGCAAAAACAGGAAAUUUGACAAAUCCGUCCUCAAAAAUUGCCUCUAAAUCUUUACCGAAUGUCAAAAAGCCGGAAGGAAUGGCUAGAGAGCUUUAUAAUUUGAUGUCAAAAAAGGAAUUAUCAUCAGUUAUGCCAACCGAUAUGCGAAAAUCUUAUAAAAAUCCAAAAUUUCAAGUAGGAGUAUUUUAUUUUGCCUUUGGAAAAAUGUAUAUUUCAGAUGGGUUUUCGAAAUGUCAGAAAAUAUAAAUGGGUUCCAUUUACAAAUGAAGCAAGAUUGGAUGGUUUGCAAUUAUUUCAUUGGCAACGAGUUGAUAAAAUGGAUAAUAAUCAACCUUAUCCAUUUGCUCGUUUUAAUAAAGUUAUUGAUAUUCCAACAUAUACAGAUGAAGAAUAUGAUAAUAUGUUAACGUGUAAUAAAUGGAGUAGAGAAGAAACGGAUUAUUUGUUCGAUGUUUGUCGAAAAUUCGAUAUUCGCUGGCCCAUUGUUCAUGAUAGAUACGACAAAUCUAAAUUUGGAGUAUCGAGAAGUAUGGAAGAUUUGAAAGAUAGAUUCUAUUCUAUUUUACAUGAAAUAAUGACUAGUAGAGUGAGUUUGAAUUUCUUUUAUUUUCUAAAUAAAAUGAAUGUUAUUUCAGGAUCCGAAUUCCACUCCGAUAGCUUUUGAUGCUGAACACGAACGAAGGCGAAAAGAACAACUAUGUAAGCAAUGGGAUAGAACAAAAGAACAGGUAACACUUCAAAACAACAAACAAAAACUUAUUUUUCAAAUUUAGCUUCAAGAAGAAGAAGAUCUGACAGCAGAAUUGAAACGCAUCGAACAACGAAGAAAAGAGCGUGAGAAAAAGGCACAUGAUCUUCAAAAACUGAUAAAUAUGUCUGAUCAACCUGCUAGUCCAUCAACAAGUGGAACAAAUGGCAAUAAUCAAUUCUCAAAACGAAAAGGAACCUUUCGAACAAAAACUGGAAGUGUUUCAACUUCAUCGACAUCGAUAUUCAAUCCAUUGGAUAUUUCAGUAACCGCAUUGAGGUUUUCUGAAUUCAAAUCCUCUGGUGCUCAUUUUAGAAGCCAAGAAAUGAAACUUCCCACAAACAUUGGACAGAAAAAGUUGAAAAACAUCGAAGUUGUUCUUGAAAAGUGCAAAAUGGGUAGGUCAUUUUAUUUUUAUGAGUUAUAUAUUUAUACACUAUGAAUUACUUAUUUUCAGAAAUGAAUCCAAUUGGAUCUGAAGCAACGAUGAAAAUUUAUAAUGAUUUCCGUUCACAGAUAAUGCUUUUACAAGAACUCAAAUUUGCUCUUCACACGGCUGAAUUUGAAUUGGAAAGUUUGCGAACCAGACUUCAAGAUGUCGGAAAAGUAAGUUAUCUUAUUUCAAUUAAUUUGAUUACAUAUAUUUAUCAUUGAAUCUUUGAAGGAUAUUGAAAUCGAGCCACGAAUGCGUGUUUCAAAUCUCGUUGAAGGUGGACUUGAUGAAGGAUCGAUUGGUGAACCAACACAACCACAAACAACCCGAAGAAUUACAUCUUAUAUUGAUAUUAGUUAUAAGGAUAUAACUGCGGUUAGUUUUUUAUUAGUUUUUUUUCAAAAAGUUGGGUUACUUGCUCUUUAGUAAGUCUGAGGAUUUUGAAAAAAAUGAAUGAAUGUGUUCGACUUACUUCCGAAAAAAUAAAAACAAAAAAAUUUCCAAAUAUAUUCUCAAGGUCUGAUAAAAUACGGAAGUAUUGGGAAAAAUAUAAUAUUUGAACAGAACAGUCUCAAAUAGUUUCUGAAUCACUAUCAAACUGACAAGUUCCAGAUAAAAAAUAAUCUGCCAAAUUUUUGCAAAAAUUGUUGUAGUUUUAUACAUUUUAAAGGUAGUGCGAGAUAAAACUUGCAUAUUUGCAUUUUGUCAAGCCAUUUUACACGGUGUUUAAGUGUUUUCAUAAACGUUGAACUUGGUUUACUAAUGUUAGAAAAACUUCCAUUAAAAAUCCUUCGAGGAGUGUACUAAUUGCAACUUUCUAUCUCAAAUGAGCCUAACCCAUUUUUAUCUCGGACUCCAACUUAAUAAAUUUCGUGAUUUUUAAUUGAUGUUAACAAAUUUGAUUUAAUUCCAGUUGACAUCUCGUAAACGUAAAAUCCCAUCUGCAUUGCUGACACCAAACACGAUGGAUCUCAAAAGACCGAGAAAAAUGUAA